UUGCCCGUGUACCAGCCAGUGUGUCUGGCUAUACAGCAGAACAGCGAGUCGAACAUCGGGGCAUUGCGAAUAUGACUGCGACGGAGGUUCCACGGCCAGGCCCAGCUACCAGCCUGGGCAAGCGUCAUUCACCCCAGUCCAUCAUGGUCAGAAAUGGCUCAGUGAGGGAGUUCCGGGGUCGACAGUCAGUUGGAGGGACGCAGGCGCUGCAGAGCGUCUAACUUCUCCGGUAUGGCAUUCCGAUCCGCCGCCUCGCUGGGAAUUAACCUGCGCUUUGUGGAUGAUCGAACGCAAUAUCCCGCCAAAGAGGCCCGCAUUCGGCUGUGGUGGUCGAUCUUCCUCCUCGAGCAUCUCCUUACAGCAAUCACUGGCCGGGUCUCUUACGUGGGCGAACGCCUCAGCGCCACGCUAUUGCCCAUCCCGUUCGAAGAGACGGCCUUUGGCAGACCCGACGUCCUGCCUCUUUGCCAUGACUCCGCAUUACGCAUGAACCGUCUCAAGCCCACGCUCCUCCAGACGGAGGAGGAAGCGCGCGCCAGUGUGUCCUGGCUCGCGUCCUGUGAACCCAGCCCGUCUCUGUUCUUUCACUGUAUUGUGGACCUAGCCGCCAUCGCGCAGGACAUCGUCAGCAAUGUCUAUAGUUUCCAGGCCCUCCACGACUGUGGCAACCGGAUCGAGCAGGGGAUUCGAAAAUACAGCGGCGUCCUAAAUAACUGGCUCAGCAAGGUUCCCGAAGCCUACCGAUUCAUCUCCGUGAACGGCGAUCAAGUGAACAUCCCUUGUGACGACAACACCCGGUGUAGGCGAGAACGGGUUUCCCUAGCCCUGAGAUACUAUAGCACCUGUAUCAUGCUUUGCCGCCCGUGCCUCACGCGCGCUAGUUCGCCACAGAGACCUCAGUCUCCCGAUCCCGCAAAUGCCCAGCAUUCGCAUCCCAGCUCUCUCCACAACUCCAGCAGUCGCGCGCAUUUCCGAUCCACCAUGGCGCUCAUGUGUGUCCGCUCCGCCCGCUCGCUCCUUUUGUGCCUUCCACAGACACCAAACAUCAUGUGGAUCACUGCAAUGACUCCUUGGUGGUGCAUCCUCUAUUACAUAAUGCAAGCGACAACAGCUAUCCUUUGUCACCUAUCCAGCUGGCCACCCGGGCCCAGCGGACACCCCCCAGCUCGCGUCUUCUCCGAUCUGGAGGUCACGGACAGGGAGAUCAAGAAGGCCAUGUGCUGGCUUCACCACAUGGCGUACACAGAUCCUGCCUCCGGACGCGCGUUCCGGCAGUGCAACAGCGUUCUGCAGCGUAUUGCCCCGAGCCUUGGUAUCGACCUCAGCGAUCUUCCCGAUCGCGGAGACUUGCCUACUGGUGGGGACUCGGCCAAGCGGGGAAACUGCAUCCAGCUCAUGGCUGGACCUCGGGAGACUCUUUGCUGA
Messenger RNA from Aspergillus vadensis CBS 113365, 1425 nucleotides. Its product is annotated as fungal specific transcription factor domain-containing protein. The record is from RefSeq and is a predicted model, not a curated record. NCBI's taxonomy places the organism in Eukaryota, Fungi, Ascomycota, Eurotiomycetes, Eurotiales, Aspergillaceae. Bases 232 to 1425 code for a protein of 397 amino acids. The transcript is spliced from 2 exons.